CAGCAAAACUGUCAGUAAAAUGAUGCAAUAAACACGCCCUUAGCCACUGACAUGCACAUGUCAAAAUAACUACUGUCACGUGACGUCACAGCAAAGCAAAUCAAAAAAAUGCAAAUGCGCGUCAUAUUGAAACUAAUAUCGCUGGUAUGAUAAACAGGACGCCGUUAAAAUACUAUCUGCAGUUUUUUCGUUGCAGAUAUUCUGCAUUGUAGGAACAAUAUUCCUGAACUUGGAUCGCCUGACAUGGUUUCACGACCUUUUAAGUAUUAGCCUGUGCGGGUAUGUUUUAAUAUUAAUUGUUUGCGUGGCCAUAUUACUGAUCAAGAAAACACUAGACGAAACUAUGGACUACACGUUUAUGAUAAUAGGAGCGGUCCUAAAUUUUCUUGGUGGAAUUAUAGCAAUUGUUUAUUAUUCGGACAAAUACAAACGAUACCAUUACGAUAUAUCUGGAGGUAACCUAAUUGCGGUUGGAAUUUUCGCCAUCUUUGCAGCUGUUUCAAUGACUGUUGAUGUUUUGAAGAAUUAUUAUAAAUUAUUUUAGCUCUCUGUUCAAAAGACUUAAGUUAACGUAACAUAAAAUUCAAUAAAAUUUAUUCCGGAAAUAAGUUUUAUUUAGGUUUUCACUUCAGCAAAUAAAAUCUCCCGGUGCCGCCACUGUCUAACCAAACAAAUCAAAUUUUUUAUUUUGGAAGGAAGUGUUUUUAACAUUUUCGAGCAACAGACACCGUAUCUUAUCAGGUUAUCCAACAACCAAGGCACCUGUGGUUUGAAAAGUUUUAUCGUAGUACGAUAGCUACAAAUUGCGAGUGCGUGCCGUCACGAUCUUAAUUUAAGGUGGACUUAUGGCACCACAAAACAUUGUGGUAACCGGUUUUGGACCAUUCGGAGAGCAUAAAGUGAACGCGAGCUGGGAAGCCGUCAGCCUCUUACCAGAAAAAUUGGAAAAUUUUCAUCUAGUGAAGGAACAAAUACCUGUCGUAUAUAAACACGUGGAGAGUAAAAUACCCGAAUUGUGGAAUAAAUACAAUCCGAAGCUCAUAGUCCAUGUAGGCGUUUCUUCUUACACUAGCGUUGUUCAAUUAGAAUCAUGCGCCCAUAAAAGCGGGUACGAACGACGAGAUAUCGAAAACUGUUGUCCGAAAAACGGCGCUCCCUGUUGUGCGGGUGAUGAAUGCAUUAAAACAGGGAUAGAUGUUAACAAAAUUUGUGAAAGGAUAAAUAAAUUGGGCCAAUUUAGGGCGUGUAGGUCCGACGACCCAGGAAGAUACCUCUGCGAAUUUAUUUACUACACUUCCCUCAAUAUCGACAGAAAUAGGAGUUUGUUUAUACACGUUCCUCCUCUGAACAAGCCUUACACGUCGCAACAAUUGGCAGAGGUUUUGGCCGAAGUGAUUAAAUAUGCGUUAAUCCAAUUGGAAGAAAUUGACACUGCAAAAAAAACCGAAAUUAUAAAUAUAUAUAAAAAUGGAAGGGCUGCCGAAGCAUUUUGUUCCUUUUAUCAUGAUAAUGAAGUCCACGACUAAAGACAACAUUACACGAAUCGGUCGUUAUGAAGGUUUUGUUUUAUAAUAUCGUUUAGUAUAAAUUAUUUCCCAAAUAAAGUUUACAUCAUAAUUGCGCACGCAUACUUUAUACCUUCGU
This is a messenger RNA of Cylas formicarius (sweet potato weevil), 1644 nucleotides long. RefSeq names its product pyroglutamyl-peptidase 1. The record is from RefSeq and is a predicted model, not a curated record. The coding region runs from base 846 to 1526 and encodes 226 amino acids. Gene Ontology annotation, molecular function: pyroglutamyl-peptidase activity. Gene Ontology annotation, cellular component: cytosol. The transcript is spliced from 5 exons. Gene Ontology annotation, biological process: proteolysis. Lineage: Eukaryota; Metazoa; Arthropoda; Insecta; Coleoptera; Brentidae.